Schistosoma turkestanicum is the source of this 4438-nucleotide messenger RNA. Lineage: Eukaryota; Metazoa; Platyhelminthes; Trematoda; Strigeidida; Schistosomatidae. The record is from the annotation of a GenBank genome assembly.
AUGGAAAAUAAUUCUGACAUUCAUAAAACAAUGUUUAUUUCAUAUAGAAUACAAGAAGAACUUGCUAAUGGUACGCUGGUUGGCAAUUUAUUCAAUGAUGUGAGGAAAUUAUACGAGAAAUUCAAAUCGACCUCUUCGCCUGCGUCGACAAUAGAAACAACAACGUUGCAUUCAAUGAAACAAUUAAGAAAAUUCGAAUUAAAUCCAUAUGAUGUAAAUUCAAAACAAAUGAUUGAAUAUUUUAAAUUAGAUCAACAGACUGGAAAUCUUCUCACCCGAAAUCCGAUUGAUUAUGAACAAAUUUGUCCGAAACCAUUUGUUCACUCAACCUCAACAUCAUCUUCAUCAUCAUCAUCACUGAUGAAAACAUUGCCAACAAUUAAUUCAAAUCAUCAUGAACUAGUACAGUCAUCAUUGUAUGAUUGUUUAAUUAAAUUGAUUUUAUUUGUAAGUUUACAUAAUUCAACCGAUGAACGUUGGAUUCCAAUAAUAAUUUAUAUUGAAGAUAUUAAUGAUAAUCGUCCAAGAUUUAUUGCAUUGAAUUCAACCAAAUGGUCUGGUUAUUAUCCUUUAUCAAUAAAAGAGAAUAUUCCAAUUGGUACACGUAUUCCUUUAAUGAAAGCAUAUGAUUUGGAUACAAUGGAAUCGAAUACAAACAUUUUAUAUAAAUUAAAUUAUUAUCCUGAUGAAAAUAAUCAAAUUGAUGAGUAUCAUCAAUACUUCGACUUGAUCCCAUGUUCCACUGAUAGUCAAUUUGAACAAAAGACAAUUCAAGGCACAAGUCAUACUAAUUCUCCAUGUUUAAUCAUUAAAGAUGUACUUGAUUAUGAGCUUAAACAAUAUUACUUUAUUGAGUUAAUAGCAUGUGAAUCUGGUUUCACGCAGACCGAUUGUGCAACAUUACCAAUAAAAAUCUCGAUAAUCGAUGCAAAUGACAAUCCACCGAAAAUUAUUUUCCCUGUUGAUAAUUAUUAUACUGUUAAUGUAUCAGAGAAUUUACCAAUUGGAACUUUAUUAUUAAAAAUUGAAGCAAUAGAUGCAGAUAGUGGUGAGAAUUCACGUCUUACUUAUAGUUUAAUACAAAAUUCUUUAAGAAAAAAUCUAAUCUCCACUGGAACUAAUGAGAAUGCUGAUGAUCAUAAUAACCGUAGUCAAUCCACUACUGCUUUAGCUCAAUUUAUAAUUAAUCCAACUAAUGGAGAAAUACGUUUAAAUCAAGCGGUGCAUGCUCAUGAAACACAACAAAUUGAAAUUACUAUUUAUGUCGCUGAUAAUGGUAUACCAAUGCAAAAAAUUUCCAAGACUAUCCUCUUCCAAAUUAUUGAUUUGAAUGAUCAUGCACCAAAAAUACAAAUUAAAAAAGUUGGUUGUGGCAAAUUCAAUGUUGAAUCGAAUGAAAUUAAAAUUUCACCAAAUAUUGAAUCUGGCAGUCAUAUAGGUUUUGUGGUUGUUAGUGACCCGGAUCUUGGCGAAAAUGGUCAAGUUACAUGUGAUCGAACACUGGAGGAUUAUAGUCAUAGUAAUAAUAAUAAUAAUAAUAAUAAUAAUAAUUGGAGUAAAUAUUCCGAUUUAAAAAUUAAUUUAAUUAAUAAUGGUCAAAUAUCUGGUCAAUAUUUGUACACAUUACAAGUUGUACGAGAUGAAGAACAUCAUUUAAACAAUGCGAAAAAUGAUCGACCGAAUUCACAAACUAUUAAACCACUCGAUAAUCAUCAUCGUGAUUAUCAAUAUCAAACAUCAAGUUCAACACAAGCAUUAACUUCAAUCACCAUGAUUAUCACUUGUCAAGAUCAUGGCAGGCCGUUAGCUUUAACUACAUCGAUUAGUUUGACAAUCACAGUGACUGAUUAUCAACAAAUUGAUUUAUGCUUUGAACAAAACACUUAUCAGCUGAUCAUUGAAGAAUCCAGUGAACCUAUGUUCAAUUUAUUACGACCACAAUUACUUGAUGCAAUUAGUGAAGUGGAAUUUAGCAUACAUGAUAAAAAUGACAAAUACACCAAUGGUUGUGAUCAAUUGAGAAUUGAUCCAUUGACUGGUGAAAUAUCAGCACCGAGUGGUAUUGAUCGAGAGAAAAUGUCAUUUAUUGUUUGUUCAAUCAUAGCUAAAGAAUUAGAAAGUGAUUUAAUAAGACAAAAUCGUGUAGCUAGUGCUGAAUUACUAAUCAAUGUUACUGAUAUUAAUGAUAAUGAACCGAAACUUAGUAGAGAAAUUUUAUUAUAUGGUUUCAGUAUACAUGAAUGGGAUGAAUACACUAGCACUGUAGUUGGGAAUAAUCCUAAUGAUCCGAUGAAUUCAUAUAUGAUUGGUUUUUUAAAUGCUAUUGAUUUAGAUUUAGGAGUGAAUGGUACAGUGAAAUAUUCACUUGCUCAUGUUACUGUUGAAAAGAAUACUGGUCGUAGAAAUGCAACUAGACCAUGUUUCAAUAAGAAUAAUCAUCAUAAUAAUAAUAGGGUUGAUGACGCUGUGAAACCUUUAUUUCAAAUUGAUUCAACUAGUGGUUUAUUAAGCCUGCCAAGAAAUAAUCAUCAACUGAUUGAUUGGGAAACAGUAACUGCUUAUAAUUUACAAGUAAUUCUUGAAGAUUUCGGUAAUCCAAUCAAAUUGACUUCUAUGCAAACCAUUACAGUUUAUGUAACUGAUGUCAAUGAUAAUCCACCAAAAUGGUGUAAUCCAAUUGGAUCUACUCGUGUUCCAAUUUACGCUUCUAAAGAAAUUAUCCUCUAUCAUCUUGAACCAAUAUGGGAAAUUAAUCAGAAUUCACCAACAGAACUACGGUCACAAUUGGCAGCUUAUGAUUUUGACUCAGGAGAUAAUGGUCGAUUACAAAUGUUUAUUAUUGAACAGAUGACUCAUGAAUAUCAACACUUGAUUGAUCCGAAUAAAUUACAUUUCCCAAUGGAUUCAUUGUAUCUUUCAACAAAUGGUGAAUUAAAACUACAUAUUGAUCGAUUAGAAGAAAUCUAUGAAUAUUAUGCAUUUGUACGUGUUCAAGAUCAAGGCAUUCAUAGACAAUUAUAUACUGACGGUUAUUUUUUUGUACGUUUACCAAUACAAACAGUUAAUAAACUGGAAUUAUCUAUCCAUUCACUCAAUACCACUAACGGUAACAUGGAUCAUUUAGGCAAAUUGAUGAAUACUAGUCAAUUACAACCAAUCAUUCAGGCAACAUGGUUCUGGUUUAAUGAAUCGAAAGUUAUCAUUGUGUUAAUUAUUUCAUUCAGUUUAAUUAUUCUCUUAUCGAUUAUUAUGAUUUUUGUUAUUUUAACCAAAUUUCACAAGAAAAAACAUCGAAAAUCACGUAAAAAUUAUCUUCAUCAAAUUAUCGAUAAUAUGGCACAAAAAGAGGAUGCCUUAAAUUCCGAUUAUUAUACUACUAACACUAUUAAUAGUAGUAGUAAUGCAAUUUUUCAUAAAAAUGAUUAUUUCACGAUACAUUCAAAUUAUAAAUACGAUCCAUUGAGUUUAACUCAUCAGCCUACAGUGUCGUCUGGCACAAUCAAUCGUCAUUGUCUGCCUGAUUCAAAGCAACAUUUAGCUUUGAAUACUAAUCACUUCAAUGCGACAUCACCUAUCUCUUCCAGUUUAUAUCCUCAUAUUCAAAAUACGAAUAAUAAUGAUUAUGAUACUAAUAAUGGUAAUAUUGGCAAUCGUUAUUCACGUGACCAUAUUCAUGAGAAUGAAUUAGAUAAUUCAUGUGUUGAGCCAAUGAUUCAACAUAUAUCAGCGCCAUAUGAAUUGUUUUAUCCAACUGUCUACACCAAUUUAAUGACAUCAUAUGAUUUCAAUGAAAAUGAGAAUACUACAACCACUACUACUACUACUACUAAUAUGAAUUGUAGUAGUAUUCAUAAUUAUCAACAUUUUAAUAAUACACUUCAGUAUCAAAAGCAUAGAAUAUCUAAUCCAUUGAUAAGCAGAGAGAAUUUUAUUAACCAAGCAAUAACAUCAGUGUCAUCAUCCUCAUCUACAGCAAUGAUGACACCCAUGAUGAUCAUGACAACAACAUCACCUAACUAUGCAGAACAUCAUAGAAGAGUUAAUCCUCAGUUAAUUAGAACUAAAUACAAUAAUGAAACAUUAUUGAGACAAUUUUAAAUUUAGUUUUGUUUGCAUACACAUAGGGGUAUAGGGAAAAAGAAAUUUACUGUGAUUUUGAUUUAGCAUAGUUCAGUGCACACAUCUACGCUGAGUGAAUGUGUGAUUAUGUAAUUAUCAACAAAGUCUACCUUCAUCAUAGUGAUGUAUUCAAAAUAUUAUUGUUUUUCUUCUCGAGAAUGAUAAUUACAGUGCGUAUGUAAAAUAAUCCAUGCUGUGUACAGUGAAAUUAAACUUGUUAACUUCUCCUACUCUCUAUCUCGCUGAUUUUACAUGCGUGUAAUGAUAAUCUUAAACUUUGUGUAAACACUUAACUGAAUAAUGCUCAUUACAGUAAAAU